Messenger RNA from Syngnathus typhle (broad-nosed pipefish), 1417 nucleotides. RefSeq names its product mesenchyme homeobox 1 (gene meox1). Bases 325 to 1110 code for a protein of 261 amino acids. Gene Ontology annotation, cellular component: nucleus. The transcript has 3 exons. Gene Ontology annotation, molecular function: DNA-binding transcription factor activity, RNA polymerase II-specific; RNA polymerase II cis-regulatory region sequence-specific DNA binding. Gene Ontology annotation, biological process: positive regulation of transcription by RNA polymerase II. The record is from RefSeq and is a predicted model, not a curated record. NCBI's taxonomy places the organism in Eukaryota, Metazoa, Chordata, Actinopteri, Syngnathiformes, Syngnathidae.
GGAUGCGGCAGGCCAGCUACUCCAACAUGUGGCCGAAAGCCUGCAGACUCCGCCUCCGGGGUGUCGCGUUUCCCCCUACCAUAAACUGGCCGUGCUUUCCCACCUUGAAGAGGAGGGCUCACUGUCAAGGAGGCCUCACCAGACCUGUGAAAAGGGCCGGCCCCAGCGCCUCAGCCCAGCAGUUGAGCAUCCAGCUCUAGCAAGCCAGUCCCAGAAAGCACCCGAGGACCCCGCAGGAGUGCGAGCGACGACGGGGGGGUCACAGAGGCGUCGCGUCCUCACGCCGUCAAGAGGGACUUCGUUGACUUUUUUCCAAGUGCCACCAUGGACCAGCCGGCCAGCAGCUGCAUGAGGAGCGCCCACCCCAGCAGCCCCAUCUGGGGGUGCAUGCGGAACCCUCACUCGGGCGUCCCAGGCGCCAACCUGCAGUCACCCUACCAGCAAGCCCCUUUUUCCCUGCACCAGAAGCCAGAGUUUCUGGCCUACACGGACUUCUCCGGCUCCUGUCUGUUGCCGCAUGCCGCUGCCUACCCCCGUGACGACAGGCUCUACCCGGACAGCCAGGGAGGCUACCAAAGGCCCGACUGGCACUUCAACCCAUGCGAAACGCGGGGUCGGGCCCUUGAGGCCUGCCCACCCGUGGUCGUCUCCGCCGCAGUGGGGGAGGGCGCGGGGUCCGAGCUGGACAGUGUGGGAGCCGAGCGACUGCCGGGGACCUUGCCUGGGUGCCCCGAGGGGGAAUACUCGCCUCAGAGCGUGGCAUCGGGCGACUCCGACAAGAAGAGCGGCGGCAAGAGGAAGAGAGAUGGCACAGACACACCGGAGUCAGGGUGCAAAGCCGACACUAACUGCAAGGCCCGCAAGGAGCGCACGGCCUUCACCAAAGAGCAGCUGAGGGAACUGGAGGCCGAGUUCACCCACCAUAACUACCUGACUCGGCUGCGCCGCUACGAGAUUGCAGUCAACCUGGACCUCACAGAAAGACAAGUGAAAGUUUGGUUCCAAAACCGGCGGAUGAAGUGGAAGCGGGUGAAAGGCGGACAGUCGUCGUCACCCAACGACCUGGAGAACGACGACAUGGACUCGGCCGCCUCACCCAGCUCUGACUGAGAGGCGGCAGAAAGAAAAAAAGAGAAGGCACCAAGACGGAACGCUGGUCAAGUCUGACCUCGCUACGAAGGAAUCCAACAAUUCCAAAGACUAUUUUUAAUUUGUGUUCCCAGGAAGAGAAGUAUGUGUGCUUUUCCAAUGUACAUAGUUGAUUGAUGUCCACCAUGAUCUCAGUUUUGUUUGUGAGCCAUCCAUCUUGAAUAUUGUGAGAAGCCUUCUGGAUGGGCAAGACUGGAUGUCAUCGCCAUCUUUGUCACGUGACUGCAACAAUCUGCAGAGACUCAAUAAAAAAAAGUGUUUGUUUUUC